AUGGCAGAAUCAUCCAGUGAGUCAGACCACUUCUGCUAUCGUGAUCGAUUGAGUCGAUGGGCUGCCAGAUCAACUCACAGGGAAAUUGGAAGUCAUCCUACAGUAGAAGUCACUGAGAAGGUCAACACUAUAACGAGUUCUUUACAGGACACCAGUCGGAACCUGCGGCAAGUGGACCAGAUGCUUGGACGAUACCGAGAAUAUAAUAAGGGACAGGCGGGUGCUAUAGAACAUAUUAUAUUAUCUGCUUUAAGAAUAAGAUUAGUGUCGGUUCUGUGGAACUUUAUGGCCACAGCAAGACGAUUGGAAAAUAGUCUGGACAGCCAUCGUUUUCCACCUACCUCACCUCUCAAGGACUAUGGGGAUCCACAGGGUGUUAAACGAAUUAGAUCCAGAUCUGGUAUCCAAUUUGUUCGGGAGCCUGCUGAUAUGGUCCAGCUUCAUGCUUUUCAUCAGUCCCUCCGAGACCUCAGCAGUGAACAAGUUCGCCUUGGAGAUGAUUUUAACAGGGAACUUUCCAGAAGAAGCCGGUCGGAUGCUGAAACAAAAAGGGUUUUGGAAGAAUUGACUGAAAAACUUAAUGAAGCCCAGAAAAAAGAAGUGGUUUCAGAUCGGGUGGAGCAGCGGCUUCAGGAAAUAGAAAGAGAGAUGCGCACAGAAAGAGAGCUGGUAGAAAGACGUCAGGAUCAGCUGGGACUUAUGUCCUUGCAGCUGCAGGAGCUUGAACAAGAAUUGGAGCUAUCUCGAAGGUUAUUAAAUGAAUCAGAAGGCAGCAGAGAAACACUUUUGUUUCAGGUAGAAGAACUGCGUACACAACUUACCAAAGCAGAAGGCGAUCGAAAGGGUUUCCAGCAAGUAUUUCAGAUUUCUAAGCAACAGUCUAACCAUGAGGCUGAACAAGGAGUUGACUGGAGGUUUAGGAGAGGGAUCGAGCGAGAAAAACAGGACCUGGAGAAGCAGAUGUCGGAUUUGAGAGUGCAGCUGAACUUCAACGCAAUGGCAUCUGAGUUAGAGGAACUGAAGCGGUGCAUGGAGAGAAAAGACAAGGAGAAAGCACAUUUGGCAGCACAAGUAGAGAAUUUAACACGUGAAUUGGAGAAGAGGGAAAAACAACAACUGCAGAUGUUGGAUCAACUUAAGGAGAUCCAGAAUCACUUUGACACACAUGAGGCCGAGCGUAAGCAUGCUGACCUUCAGAUCUCAGAGCUGACUCACCAUGCCGAGGAUGCAACCAAGCAGGCUGAGCAGUACCUCAGUGAGUUACAGCAGUCAGAGGCCCUGAGAGAGGAGGCGGAGAAGAGGAGAGAAGACCUGAAACAGAAAGCUCAAGAAUCCAUUAGGCAGUGGAAGCUUAAGCAUAAGAAAUUAGAGAGAGCGUUGGAAAAACAAUCUGAAACUCUUGAACAAUUGUCAGACAAGAAUAAUCAGAUUUUAAAAGAAAAGGAUGAAAUGAAAAGUCAGCUGUAUGCAACGUUACAACAAACAGAGAAUCUUCGAAAGGAAUUGAAUGAUGUCCUAACCAAGCGUGCCCUUCAAGAGGAGGAGCUUCACUUGAAGGAGGAGAAACUAAGUGAUAUUAAGUGUUGUCAAGCUGACCUUGAACUAGAAGUCAAGAAUUCCGUGGAAACCAUUCAGAGACUAGAAAGUGAAUUGAAAAAACAGAGUAAGAUUCAAAGCCAGAUGAAAACUGAGAAAGUUCACCUAGAGGAAGAAAUUGUAGAGCUCAAGAAAAGCCAGGCCAAGGACAAAGCUAAACUUCUCGAGUUGCAAGAGUCCAUCAAGGACUUGAGUGCCAUCCGAGCAGAUCUUGCUAAUAAAUUGGCUGAGGAAGAGAGAGCCAAGAAAGCGGUGUUGAAGGAACUUUCUGACCUCACGUCACAGGUGAAAUCCAGGGAUGAAGAAACAGCUACAGUCAUCACACAGUUAAAGUUAGAACGAGAUGUUCACCAGAGGGAGCUGAAAGAUCUCACAUCAUCGUUGCAGAGUGUGAAAACAAAACACGAGCAAAAUAUCCAGGAGCUGAUGAAGCACUUUAAGAAAGAAAAGAGUGAGGCUGAGAAUCAUAUUAGGACACUGAAGGCAGAAAGUUUAGAAGAGAAGAAUAUGGCUAAAGCCCAUCGUUGUCAGAUGGAGAGGUUGAAAUCACAGUGUGACAGAUUGACAGAGGAAUUAACCCAGAAUGAAAGUGAGAACAAAAAAUUGAAGCUGAAAUAUCAGUGUUUGAAGGACCAACUAGAAGAAAAGGAAAAAUAUAUAAGCAAUGAAGAAGAGCACUUAAGGAGGACGGAAGAGGCCAGAUUGCAGCUGAAGGAUCAACUUCUUUGUUUGGAGACUGAACAAGAAUCCAUUCUUGUUGUGAUAGGAAAGGAAAUUGAUGCAGCUUGUAAAACCUUCUCCGGGGACUCGAUGGAGAAAUUAAAAGUAAUUAUGAGUUCUCAUCGCUGGCAGUUCAAGGUCAAGACUAAACUUCAGUGGCUCUGUGAGGAACUGAAAGAGAGAGAAAGCAGAGAGAAAAAUCUGCGACACCAGCUCACGCUCUCCAGACAACAACUCAGGGAUCUGACCGAAAACAAGGAAGCUGAGCUCCAGUGUCUAUUUCAACAGAUAGAGAGACAGGAGCAGCUUCUGGAAGAAAUACAUCAAGAGAAGAGAGAUCUGCUGGAAGAGACCCAAAGAAAAGAUGAAGAAAUGGGAUCUCUGCAGGAACGUGUAAUUGCAUUAGAAACGAGUACCCGAGUGGCCUUGGACCAUCUGGAGUCUGUGCCUGAGAAACUGAGCCUACUAGAGGAUUUCAAAGACUUCAGAGAUACCCGCAGUUCAUCCGAGAGAAUUGAUGGGAGAUAUUCUAAAUACAGAGUUCACAGAGAUUCUCUUCAGCAUCAACAAGAUGACACCAAGUACAGAAACAAAAGUUUCAAAGAUGACAAAACCUCUACGGGAGGUUCCUACACUCGUGAGUUAGAUCUCUCAUCCUCUUGGCAGGACCAUAGUCGCUUCCUAUCUAGUCCACGAUUUUCACACUUGAACUCAUUUUCCAAAAGAACUGUUGCUCCAGAUUCAGCUUCAAUCAAGGAAGAUGCCACAAGUUUACCAAUGAAUGGAACAAGUCCACAAUCCAAAAAUGAGGAAUAUGAGAGCUAA
Messenger RNA from Propithecus coquereli (Coquerel's sifaka), 3141 nucleotides. RefSeq names its product centrosomal protein 128kDa (gene CEP128). Bases 1 to 3141 code for a protein of 1046 amino acids. The transcript has 22 exons. The record is from RefSeq and is a predicted model, not a curated record. Lineage: Eukaryota; Metazoa; Chordata; Mammalia; Primates; Indriidae.